This is a messenger RNA of Mercenaria mercenaria, 3932 nucleotides long. RefSeq lists its product as uncharacterized. NCBI's taxonomy places the organism in Eukaryota, Metazoa, Mollusca, Bivalvia, Venerida, Veneridae. The record is from RefSeq and is a predicted model, not a curated record. The transcript has a single exon. Bases 1 to 1206 code for a protein of 401 amino acids.
AUGAAUGUCGCACCAAACUCAAGAAAUUGUAAAAUGUUUUAUUAUUGUAUUAUUGUAAACGAACUAAAUAGCACUAACACUUAUACAUUGAGUCCUUCUGUUGAAAAUAAGUUGAUUACUGAUCACAUCACUGAAGUUUCUAAUUUAAAAGUUCGUAUAGACGAUCACCAAAUUAAACUACCGACCAUGUAUUGGAUUCCUAAAUUGCAUAAACAGCCAUAUAAAGCUCGCUUCAUCGCUAAUUCAAGCUCUUGUACAACUACAAAUAUUUCAAAACUAUUAACAUCAUGUCUAACUGCUGUGAAAGCCCACGUGGAAAGAUACUGCGAUAAAGUAUACGAGAACUCUGGUAAACACUUAUUUUGGUCGAUUAAAAAUUCUGGUGAAAUCCUGGAUAAGUUGAAAAUUAAUAAUUACAAGGUAUCUACAGUCAGUACAUACGAUUUUUCUACUUUGUAUACCACUUUACCACAUAACUUAAUAAAUGACAAAUUAACUGCCCUAAUUCAAAAGACUUUUGCCAGAGAGAAUGCUACAUUUAUUGCUUGCAAUUUUGAUAAAGCUUUUUUUACUAACAAUAUUAUUAAACAUUAUACAAUGUGGACCUGUGACGAAGUUUGUAAAGCCCUUUCCUUUUUAUUGGACAACAUCAGGUUUGGGAAUGCAGUUUUUAGACAAGUUGUUGGUAUUCCCAUGGGAACAAAUUGUGCACCCCUUGUCGCAGAUUUGUUUUUAUAUUGUUAUGAAAGAGACUUUAUGUUGAGCCUCUCUCCAGAUACGCAGGCAGAUAUUAUAACGGCAUUUAAUAAUACAUCACGCUAUCUAGAUGAUAUUCUUAAUAUGGAUAAUCCGUUUUUUGGUCAGUUGGUGGGUACUAUUUAUCCUAGGGAGCUUCAGUUAAUUAAAACUAACAAUUCGGAUACUGAUGCUUCAUUUUUAGAUUUACAUCUCUCUAUUUAUGACAAUUUUAUACAUACCAAAAUUUAUGACAAGAGGGAUGAUUUUAAUUUUAGUAUUGUAAAUUUUCCCCAUUUGGAUGGGGAUGUACCUCAGGCUACAUCUUACGGGGUAUAUAUUUCUCAAUUAAUUCGGUUUGCCAGAGCGUGUAGUCAUGUCAAGCAUUUCAAUGAACGUAAUCAAUAUAUUACAGGUAAACUUCUUCAGCAAGGCUACCGUUAUUACAAAUUGCGUAAAUAUUUUGCUUAAUUUUAUUAUCGUAAUUCUGAUUUAGUUUUAAAAUUCAAUAGUAAUUUAAAGACACUUCUGCGAGAAGGUAUUUUUUAAACCCGUUUUUAUGGGGAUGUGGUUUACAAACUUCGUAAGAUCUUGGGUCACGGUAAUUUUCCAAAUGUAUUUGGAAAGAUUAUCAAACGUUUUAUUAAAAGAGGUUACGACCCAACUGUUUUGAGACAUACCGCAUGUUUAGUGUUCAACCCGUUUACAGUUGGACACUACGCUUCCCUCUUUGAUUGCGGCUGACGGAAGAGGGGGAGGACUCUAUGAUAAGCAGUUUUUAAAUCCUACCAGGACUGAACUGUUUUGAUAUUUGUCUUCUGGCCUGUUUCGUCGGGCCCUUAAGGGUGUUUCUCUUGUUGCUCUGUCUUCUGAAAAGGCAUUGAGUACAUACGUUUUUGGUUCUUAAGGUUUGUUUUUUAUAUAUUUAUACACGAGCAUUUUUGUAUUUUACAUGCCAUGCCUUUUUGUUUCCAUUACGUGUGUACGAGAUUCACCUGGAGGGGAUUACUUUUAUUUACACUGUCCCAUGUCUUUGGAACAUGGUGGGGGUAAGAGUGAGGUUAGGUGCACCAUAAACCGGUUUAAGCUCCCCAGUGGUGUUUUUGCCACUGACCGUUCCAAGGCGGUGCCCCACUGUGUUCCUUUGUUUGUUCGUUUCGUCUUAUGUGUUGGCUUUGUGAGCGUGUGUGUUGUUCGUUUUGUCCUUAUGUGUUGGCUUUGUGUGUGUGUGUGUGUGUGUGUGUGUGUGUGUAUGUGUGUGUGGUGCACGCGUCUGCGUGCUGGGGGUUUCGUUUUGAGGAGGCUACGUUUUUGGUGCGUGACAUUCCCUGUUUGAUAUUUUUCUUUGUUUUUUUUCCUGUUAAUUUUAUUCUUAUCUUUAUAACUAAGCUUGCUAUGUGUGUAAUCAGAUGUUUUUCAUUUUGCAUUUUUCACGCUCUGAACAACCUUACAAUCAUCAAAGAAAUUAUGCCAUUAAGUCUGUUAUUAUUUUGAUUAUUUUCCUGUCUACGUAAAUAUGUAAUUAUGUUUACUGUAUUAUACAAAAAUGUUGUUUGCUACAUAUUUGUUUUUUGUGUAAUUAUUCUAUUAGGUAUUUUUUCUUAAAGUUGAACAUCAACAAAACAAUAAUAGUCUAAGAAAUUAAUUAAAUUAAAACGGAUAUUAUUUGUUUUGUUUAUGACUGUUUUUAAUUCUUAAAUUCAUUUUAGGGAACCAUUUUCAUGAUAUUAAAUUUCACUUCCUUCUAUUGCUAUUUCUCAAUGACUGAUGUGCAUUUUGAAUAAAUGAAGGAAUUCUAAUGUUUCAUUUAAACUGUGAGACCAUUGUUUCAUACUGUUACUAUUUCAUAAAUAAUUAAAUCAAGCCUAGACGUAUACAGCAUUAAGGGAGGCAAGUACUUAUGACAUUUUCAAAAGGUUUUGUUAGGGUUAAAAAUUAAAAUUCUUUAAUUGACUGUUAAAAUCAAUGAGAGCUUAAGGUACAAGCCUUCGAGUAAAUAUUUCUGGGCUAUAUGUAUGGGUUUUAGUGCAGAAAUCUGACAUGUAAGGAAGCCAUCCAUCAGUCCGAAGUAUGCUCGAUGGUUUUAUCCAGAUAUACGCCCAUACGUAUAAUAAUGCACGGUGGGGCACCAGAGUCUUUCGCGACAACUAAAAGCAUGAGUUAUAACUUAGUCUGUGUGAUAGAAACCCGUCCCAAAGAUAAUGUAACUGUUAAAAAGUUCUUGUUCAGUUUGAAUGAGGUUUCUUAACUGUGUCUCAACCGUAUUAAACCUCGUAGCACCUUAACGUAUUUUUUUCGCAAGCUACUCACAUCGUAUUGCGUGCGAAUAAAACACUGUGUUCAAACUAAACACUGAAUAAUUGUUUUCUUAAGAGUGAUUUUAUAUUGAUAUUAUUUGAUGUAAUUACUGGACCCGUAAUGACAUUCGACAAUUUCCGUAAGAUUAUAUAUUCCCGAUUUCGACGUUCUCUGGCUAUUUGUACUUAUGAACUAACAUAAAAUAAUUCGUUACGGGUCCUUUACUUAGGGAGAGUGUGUACGAAUAUAUUUUUCAAUCAUGGAAAGCGUUAUUUUAAACAUAAAUUGCCGGAUUUCGUUACGAGUCCUUAACUUAAAGACAAUUUGUAUGGAUAUGUACAAAAACUUUCUGUAAAAGAAUACCAAAGUUCUUGUUUUUGUAGUUUAGGAUCUAUAUCUGUAUGCUACGAUAACGAGUAUUUGUGAUGUUGAAGCUAUAUGGAUGAAAACAUAUUCUUUUCGUCUGUAAAGAGCAUUGAUGUACUCAAUUUAAGCCAUAGCCUGUUGGCGGCAAGUGAUUCUGCCUUUGCGACCAGUUCAGACCAACUCAGCCUGCACAUCCGUGCAGUCUGAUCAUGGUCUGCACUGUUCGCCAUUCAAUUAGUAUCGUUUUGAUAAGCACCUCUUUAUUUUCGUUAAUGGUAUUGUCUGAAUUGAAAGAUGGACUUGUUCAUUGUAGAAAGUUAGCACGCUUAGGGUUAAUUAUAUCAAAUAUCAUUCUGCCAGUUAUAAGAAAAUUUGAACAAGAGAUGUUUGAUCCAUGGUUUAUGUACAUAAAUAUUAUCUCAACCAUUAUCCGUUUUUGUUUUGAAUUUUAAUGGUUACUAUUCAUUCGUCGCAACACAUCAUGUGGUCGUUGUGAGAGUUGUAGUAGUUGUACUGUGUUCUCAAACGCAGAA